Messenger RNA from Pyrus x bretschneideri (Chinese white pear), 965 nucleotides. RefSeq names its product thioredoxin M3, chloroplastic. The coding region runs from base 52 to 573 and encodes 173 amino acids. The record is from RefSeq and is a predicted model, not a curated record. Gene Ontology annotation, cellular component: cytoplasm. The transcript has 2 exons. NCBI's taxonomy places the organism in Eukaryota, Viridiplantae, Streptophyta, Magnoliopsida, Rosales, Rosaceae. Gene Ontology annotation, molecular function: oxidoreductase activity, acting on a sulfur group of donors, disulfide as acceptor.
ACCAUCUCUCUCUCUCUCUCUCUCCCCCUCUGCUGCUGCUGCUGAGCUGCCAUGGCCGCCUCCACGUUCCACUGUUCGACUUCAUUACGCUCCCCCGCCAUCCAAAACCCAAUGCUCUCGCCUCUCAUCUCCCACUCUCCGCAAAAUCUCUCAUUCCCUUUCCGAUUGCAGCAGCCCCAACGGGGACUCAUCGUCGGCCUUCCAAAUGUUCCUCCUCGCAGCCUCAAGAUCCUCUCCGUUCGCGAAUCCAAAGCUCCGGCGGUUACUGGAGACUCAUGGGACAAAUCAGUCAUCAACAGUGAGACCCCUGUCCUCGUUGAAUUUUAUGCGAGCUGGUGUGGGCCGUGUAGGAUGGUGCACCGGGUGAUUGAUGAAAUUGCGGCUGAAUAUGCUGGGAAGCUCAAGUGCUAUGUGCUCAACACAGAUGUUGAUUUGCAGGUUGUUGAGGACUAUGAAAUUAAGGCUGUGCCUGUAGUUUUGCUGUUCAAGAAUGGGAAGAAAUGUGACUCUGUGAUCGGUACCAUGCCGAAGGAGUUCUAUGUUGCUGCCAUUGAGAGGGUUCUGAAGUCCUAACCUUUUUUUCGAUUCGUGCCAAAGAAGUUAACUACAAUCAACAACAUAGUUGAAUUUUUCCGACAUGUUAUUCGUAAGGAUUCGUAUCACUUAGUGCGUAUUCAAAUGAGACUACAGGUUGUACAUAUAUAUCUUAGACAUGUGCCUAGUUCAUUACCAGCAUAGCUCUUAGUUACUGCCAUCUCAUCAUUUCGUGCACCUGCUCUAUCUUUUGAGUUUUUACCCCGUCUUUUUUUGGUUGAGGUAUUUGUUGAAACUAGUUCUGUAACAAAACGUGUCGUUGAUUGUUCAUCCAUUGGCUUAUUGGCUUGAAAAAUGUUUGAUGAUUGCAAUGCAAAGUUAGUUAAUGAUUCAUUGGAAACCAAUAAGAAAAGGUUGAUUGUUGAUCUUCA